Messenger RNA from Puma concolor (puma), 705 nucleotides. NCBI's taxonomy places the organism in Eukaryota, Metazoa, Chordata, Mammalia, Carnivora, Felidae. The record is from RefSeq and is a predicted model, not a curated record.
AUGUCUGUGGAUCCAAUGGCCUACGAGGCCCAGUUCUUUGGGUUUACGCCGCAGACGUGCAUGCUUAGGAUCUACAUCGCGUUUCAGGACUACCUGUUCGAGGUGACGCAGGCCAUGGAGCAGGUCAUCCUGAAGAAGCUGGACGGCAUCCCGGGCUGCGAGAUCAGCCCCGUCCAGAUUCGUAAAUGCACGGAGAAGUUUCUUGGCUUCAUGAAAGGACGAUUUGACAGCCUCUUUGGCAAAAUGGAGCAGCUGUUUUUACAGUUGGUUUUGCGUAUCCCGCCAAACGUCUUGCUUCCGGAGGAUAAAGCCCAGGAGAUGCAUCCUUGUGGUGAGAAAGAAUUCCAGCUUCUCCAGAGAGAAAUUGAAGAGUUGCAGGAGAGAUACAAGACUGAAGCACGCGCCCAGCAGGCCCUGCUCGCAGAACUGGAGGAACAGAAAAUUGUUCAGGCCAAACUCAGACAGACACUGGCUUUGUUUGACGAGCUCGAGAAUGCUGGCAGAGAUCAGGGGACUAGUGAUUUUAGGGAGAGCCUGGCGUUCCUGGUCCAGAACUCCAGGAAACUACAGAAUAUUAGGGACAGUGUGGAAAGGGAAGGCAAAAGACUGAAAGUAUCUUAACUUCUAGGCAGUAACAGGACCCGUCAGUAGAGUCACAGAGGAUUUAUGUCAAGGAUGAGUCUUACUCUCGUGAACCAUACAUUU